CACUUAAAGGUUCGACUGUCAACUCUUGCGCAAUUCAUUGAAUUUUACUUUAAUAGGCAAAAUCGUGCAAAUGUCAGCCCUAAUCCGAAAUUUGGGGGUCCGUAUCGCCUCUGCUGGUCUGGCGAGCAAGCACGUUUUGCCAAGUGUCAGCGCUCUUUCGCAUCGCUUGUCCAGUACGGCAGCUGCGGAUGCGAAGAAACCAGAGAAACCCACUGUGCGCAAGCCAGAUGCAGUUGCUCGAACCCAUUUGUCGGAUUUUGGUCGCUAUGUCGCCGAAUGUUUGCCUAAGUAUGUGCAAAAGGUCCAGCUUACCGCUGGUGAUGAGCUCGAGGUUCUCAUUGCACCCGAAGGUGUGGUGCCCGUGCUGCAAUUCCUGAAGGAUCAUCACCAGGCGCAGUUCACCAAUUUGGUUGACAUUGCCGGCAUGGAUGUGCCGUGCCGCGAAAAUCGUUUUGAGGUGAUUUACAACCUGCUCUCAUUGCGUUUUAAUGCACGCAUUCGCGUCAAGACCUACACAGAUGAGUUGACACCUCUGGAUUCGGCUUGUGAGGUGCACAAAGCGGCUAACUGGUAUGAACGGGAGAUUUGGGACAUGUAUGGUGUGUUCUUUGCUAACCAUCCCGACUUGCGCCGUAUUCUCACCGAUUACGGCUUCGAAGGUCAUCCACAACGCCGUGACUUUCCCUUGUCUGGCUAUGUUGAGUUGCGUUACGAUGAUGAGAAAAAACGUGUAGUAUGCGAGCCCUUGGAAUUGGCCCAGGAGUUUAGAAAGUUCGAUUUGGCAGCACCAUGGGAGCAAUUCCCUAAUUUCCGCAACGCGAAUCCCCCAGCUGAGGUGGUGCAACCAGCUACUCCGCCCAAAAAGUAGGAGGCACUAUGGCACUUUAUCACAGGCCAAUAGACAACUGUUAGUGUUUGUUAAAUGGUAAUUAGAUGGAAAUCAAUAAACAAAAUAAUUAAAACAGUGUGCCGAACUAA
Messenger RNA from Scaptodrosophila lebanonensis, 978 nucleotides. RefSeq names its product NADH dehydrogenase [ubiquinone] iron-sulfur protein 3, mitochondrial (gene ND-30). Bases 71 to 868 code for a protein of 265 amino acids. Gene Ontology annotation, molecular function: NADH dehydrogenase (ubiquinone) activity. The transcript has 3 exons. The record is from RefSeq and is a predicted model, not a curated record. Lineage: Eukaryota; Metazoa; Arthropoda; Insecta; Diptera; Drosophilidae.